ACUUUUGCUGGAGCUUUCAGAAGUGCAGUUUUUAAUUUGUUGGACAGUUUAUACUUGUACUAAAAGUUAAGCAGUUAGAUGCAAAACACAGUUGUAUUUUUGAACUUUGGUAGAGGUGUGUAUAAACAGUUUUGUGCAGUUGGAUAAUAAAUAAGUUACAUUCAUUCAUUUAAUGUUAUGUAACUUAUAUUAUUUUGGCAGUUGUUUUACCACGGCUGUACUUUUAAACACCUUGUGUCCUCUUACGAGUUACCACAUAACUAUGUGGGUGUUUAUCACUUUUACUGCAUUGCUGACAAUUUAGACAACCCAUAGAAGCCAGUGUGUUGCAACACUGGUCGUAAAGUGAUGUGUGCCUAUGUAUCGAGUAAUUUCUUGCCGAAUAACUACACAAUGAACAUAAAUGUACAUGUGAAUACCCAACCGCCGCCGUCUUCAAAGCCAGGUUUAGCGGAAAGCCCUGUACUUGUCGGUGUUGGGGUCGUAUUAAUAUUUUUGUCUUGUGUAUUGUACCAUCUCUGCUAUAAACGAUUUUGCGCGGCCUAUUCAGCAGAUCAGGCGCGAAGGUACGAAGCAACUGCUGGAUUAGUUAGCAGUCAAGCGCGACUUACAACACCAAAUCAAGGAGAAAACAACCGGGGACAUUGUACGCCGGACAAUUCAAGUUUACCUGAAUAUUCUGACUUACCACCAAGCUACAUGGAUGUACUGGUUAAAAUAAGCGACGCUGAAAGCCAGACAGAUUUGCCUCCGCCGCCUUAUGAAGAAUCGAAAAGUACGAUGCAAACCGUUGUGUAGUAUUUUUUAUUACUUAAAAAAAGCAUUAUUACAUUUUUAGUUCAAUAUUUUUUAUCGUACAAGAUACAAAUAAAAAGUACAAAACAAAUAUGUGUCGUUUAUGACAAGCACUUAAAUGAGGCUAAAUAUAUACAAACCUUUCAUAUGCAAUGCUUUGUAGAAUACUGAAGCCUAAAAUGUAAAUAUAUACUUAAAAAGUUCAAAUGCACAAGAUUUAUCAACAUGGUGCUGUCAUAAUUUAGCGACAAGCAUAAUUAAAGCAUAAAGAUCAAUUAAGGUCACGAUAAAUAUUGCCUGACGGGCAUGCUAAGUUGCAAAACAAACAAAAUUAUUAUCGAGUCAAUUGAUAAAUGAGUUUGUUUAACAACAAGUUUAAAAAGAUACUUAUACAGCCAGGUUUGUACAGUUUACAGUCAGCAGCGAUUUAUAAUAAAUAUGCAGGACCAGUUGCAUAUCAAUUCGACAGUUAGUGUCAAAAAUAAUGUGGCAAGCCUUGGGAAUUAUGGAAAACGUACAAGUUUUUUAUGGAGUGUAAUGGCUGACCGACAAAACAUUUCUGCAGCUUUAAAACAGGAGGCGUCAGUACACAUAGUGCUUGCAUUUGCUGGUGCAGUCUUCGUGUUUGUAAUUAUCUUUUUACUUUACGUAAAGUGCUGGAAGCGAGGGAAUGAUAUUAACAGCACUGCUGCUGGUAACGGAAAUUCACUUUCCCAAAGCGUGAGGGUUUGUGUUGAUCUGCCGCCCACGUACGAUGAAGUCAUGUCAGAUUUUGGGAGAAGGACAUACACUGGGCCAAAGGCAAACAAAUCACUCUUAACCUCUAAGCCACAAAACAGUUGAAUUUUUUUAUUAUUGCUUUCUAAUUGGCCCAUAUUACCUUUUUAUCUUUGUUACCUUUUGUAUAAGUUUUACUUACUAAAUAAAAUUCGUUGUUUU
Ciona intestinalis (vase tunicate) is the source of this 1734-nucleotide messenger RNA. The record is from RefSeq and is a predicted model, not a curated record. NCBI's taxonomy places the organism in Eukaryota, Metazoa, Chordata, Ascidiacea, Phlebobranchia, Cionidae.